AUGGCCCAUGUCCCGACCCGUGAACUGACUGUUUUGUCGGGUCAGGGGCAUUCGGAGGCCAACAAGGAAGCGAAACCGCUUGAUUGGAGUGUCCAGAAUAAAGACGGCAACACGCCGUUGCAUGUUGCACUUAUCAAACGCAAGUUUAAGGUUGCUGAAUGGUUGGUGAAGCAGCAACCUGAGUUGGUUGGUGUAACCAACAAUGAUGGAAACACCCCUCUUCAUGCUGCGGCAGCAUUGGGUGAUGCCAAAAUUUUCAAGGUGCUCCUUGAUGAAAGUAUACAAUGGCAGGCAUGGAGGUUGAAGAAUAAAGAAGGCAAUACGCCGUUACAUGUUGCAAUUAUCAAUUACAAUUGGGAUGAGAUUCCUAAAUUGUUGCUGGAGAAGUAUCCUGAGCUUGCUCGUGUUACCAACUAUUCCAAGGAGACGCCUCUUCAUCUUGCAAUUAUCAAAUUCCCACCUUUUGGGCGAAAAGCAUUAAAACUGGAAGAUAAGAAUAAUCCUAGGCGGAUAUCUAUGAAACCGUCUCUUGAGAAUGCUGCAAAGAAUGGCGACAUAGGGUUCCUUAAGCAAUUACGAGCCUUAGAAAUUGAACAUGGCAACUAUUUUGUUGGGCAAAACUUAAGCGGAGAUAAUAUACUUCACAUAGCCAUCAGAUCAGAGCAAUAUGAAUUUAUAGAACAAGUUACAAAGAAGUUGUUGCCAAGAUCAAUAAUUGAUAAGCUGAUAAAUCAGAGGAACAACAACGGAGACACCCUUUUUCAUGUUGCAGCUGAGGUUGGCAACGAACGCAUUUUCAAGCUGCUCCUUGAAAUUCAGAUGGCAACACACCCUUACUGGUUGUACAUUUCCAUGGUAACGAACACCUGA
Messenger RNA from Chenopodium quinoa (quinoa), 870 nucleotides. RefSeq names its product alpha-latroinsectotoxin-Lt1a-like. The record is from RefSeq and is a predicted model, not a curated record. Gene Ontology annotation, molecular function: protein binding. The coding region runs from base 1 to 870 and encodes 289 amino acids. The transcript is spliced from 3 exons. Lineage: Eukaryota; Viridiplantae; Streptophyta; Magnoliopsida; Caryophyllales; Amaranthaceae.